Messenger RNA from Pomacea canaliculata, 3003 nucleotides. RefSeq names its product succinate-semialdehyde dehydrogenase, mitochondrial-like. Lineage: Eukaryota; Metazoa; Mollusca; Gastropoda; Architaenioglossa; Ampullariidae. Gene Ontology annotation, biological process: GABA catabolic process. The record is from RefSeq and is a predicted model, not a curated record. Gene Ontology annotation, molecular function: succinate-semialdehyde dehydrogenase (NAD+) activity.
UCGGCAUGCACAGCGAUGUCAACUGAGUGUGCUGACAUCCAUCGACCUUGGCGACGGAAAUGGCGUUUCAUUGAAUUAUUCUCAUGGUGCGGAUGGGGACAGAGUUCGCUGUGUGCACACCUGCACCUGGAGAUUCAGGUGAGAUAGCUAUGCAGGCGACAACAUUGGCAGUAGUCUGUGCACACAAUCCACGGGUGCCAUUACAGAUAUCUCGAUGGGCAGUAUACUGUCCAUUAUCUUCAAGAAUUACUAGCUUUAUCACAGUACGAACCAUGGCUGCAUCACAAGCCACUCGUUUUGCCAGCACUCUUCUUUUUGAGAAGGCUUAUGUUGAUGGCCAGUGGGUUUCUGCCAAGUCUGGGAAAACAUUCCCAGUUAUUAACCCUGCAACAGGCAAAGAAUUGGGUACAGUGCCAGACAUGAAUGAGGAUGAUACACGACAGGCUAUCCAGGUAGCUUUUAAAGCUUUCCAAACAUGGAAAGAAACGACUGCUAAGGAAAGGUCCACCAUUCUGCGACGCUGGUCGGACAUUUGUCUUAAGAAUGCAAGAGAACUGUCCCAGUUAUUGACUGCAGAAAUGGGGAAAACACUGCUUGAGUCUGAAGGGGAAAUAAAUUAUGGAACAUCCUUUAUUGACUGGUUUGGAGAGGAGGCCCGCCGAGCGUAUGGAGAUGUAAUUCCAUCACCUUUCAAGAAUAAACGCAUGCUGGUGCUUCGACAGCCUAUUGGUGUCUGUGGGAUGAUUACACCGUGGAAUUUUCCUAAUGCUAUGGUCACACGCAAAGCCUGUGCAGCCAUUGCUGCUGGUUGCACUGUGGUGUUGAAGCCUGCAGAAGAUACACCGUUCUCUGCCCUGGCCCUCUGUGAGUUAGCGAUGCAGGCAGGCCUGCCCCCUGGAGUGUUAAAUGUUGUCACCUCUUCCCGUGCCAAUGCACCAGCAGUUGGCAAAGAACUUUGUGAAAACCCUCUGGUUAAGAAAAUCUCCUUCACUGGCUCUACAAGCACUGGCAAGAUUUUGCUGCAGCAGUCUGCCUCUUCAGUGAAGAAAAUGUCAAUGGAGCUGGGUGGAAAUGCACCAUUCAUUGUGUUUGAUAGUGCUGAUCUAGACAAAGCUGUAGCAGGAGCAAUGGCAUGCAAGUUCCGAUGUUCAGGACAGACAUGUGUUUGUGCUAACCGUAUGCUGGUCCAGGAGGGAAUCUAUGACCGCUUUGUGAAACGCUUGGCUGAGGUCAUGAAACAGGAGCUGAGAGUGGGGGAUGGCACAGACCCAGCAACAACACAAGGCCCUCUCAUAAACAAGGCAGCAGUGGACAAGGUACACAGCCUUGUCCAGGAUGCUUUGGCUAAAGGGGCCACUGCUGUGCUGGGCGGCAAACCUGACCCAAGGGGAGGCAACUUCUACCAACCAACCUUACUGGCAGAUGUUAAAACAGACAUGCGAUGCUCAUUGGAAGAAAUCUUUGGACCUGUUGCAACAGUUUUCAAAUUUUCAUCAGAAGAAGAGGCAGUUGCUAUUGCAAAUGCAACAUCAUUUGGUUUGGCAGGCUACUUCUACUCAAGUGACAUAGGACAGAUUUGGCGCGUGGCAGAGAAGCUGGAGUACGGAAUGAUUGGUGUUAAUGAGGGAAUUAUAUCUGCUACAGAGGCACCAUUUGGAGGUGUCAAGGAAUCUGGGCUGGGCCGUGAAGGGGGAAAAUAUGGUCUAGAGGAAUACACGGAGCUGAAGUAUGUCUGCAUUGGAGGAAUCUAAGCCAGGAAUGAAAAGCUGUUUUGUGCAUCAGUUUGAGUGCAUGUGUGAGUAGGGUUUUAUAUAUGGCUUUCAGCCUUAGAGAUCUAUCUUGGUAAAUAGUGAUGACUAUUGAUAGAGUCGUCAAUUGAUUGGUCUUCACAUGGAUCAUUAUGAUAGCUGUAUGUUCUCUGAUUAAACUGAGUACAUGUUGAUGGUGAUAAAUGUCAAAAUUUGUUUUUUUCUUACAGAUGAAAAUUUGAUGGAGAUAUCUUUUAUUUAGAGUUUCUUUGAAAGUUGUUAAAUGCUGCUGAUGAUGAUGAUGAUAACAGCUGUCUACAAUAUGGAAGUAUGUUGUAUAAUAUUGGCACAGCACCAUGGAGGCUCCAAACCAUGCAUCAUUACAUGCAUGCUGAUUAUUUGAUAUGUAUAUUUAAACAGAUGUAUCACACAUUCCAGCUCUGUAAUGUGUGCAUUUGGUAGAAGGUAAUAUAGAAAACUGUUUCACAUCAUCUGCGCUGUUAUUUUACAUGUUCAUUGUCACAAAGGUGGUAACUGUCUAGGUGUGCAUGGCUGAAUUUCUUUGCUGAUCUGGAUGACCCAGCUACCAAGUGGUAAAAUAAGCAGAUGGAAUGCAUGUUUGUGGGUGCAUUUAUUAUGUAUGGCAUUUCAUAUAUAAAUAUUUGCCAAGCUUGAUUUUUUCUACUGGAAAGGAAUAACUACCUACUUAGUUCAUAGCAAGUGGGAAGAUUAUUGAAACUUGCAUGAUUUUGACAAUCAUAUUGAAUAAUUAUGCUAAUAGGAGCUGGUGCAUUUGUGUAUAUGUUACUAUUAAGGAAAAAUCUUGAAAGUAUUACUAUUAAAGUACAUCAGAGUGCUUUAUACUGGCAGAAUUCAUUUAUUAUUUGUUGAUUAAAAGAAAGACAUAUAAGGUGUCCAGAAGAACUUAUAACAGUACAUUUCAAUGACAUUAAUGCGGUCAAAUCUAUGACACAAAAUGUGUAGAGGCAUGAGGUGUUUGUGGAUAAAAUUUAAUUUAGAAGCUGGUUUAAAGUUCUCGACUUCUUAAGUGGGCUGCAGAGAACAUCAUUAUUAUCAUUUUUCUUUACUAUCAUGUUACAUGUACCUAUGGAGGAGUAUAUUUAGACUGGCGUUUUACUUAUUAUGGCUCAAACAGAUUAAAAAACAUAUACUAUGAUUGUGGUGAUAAGCAUAUUAAUAGGAACGACAAUGUCUCUUUUAAUAUUAUGUAAUAAAUUGCAUUUGUUUUAUGCAA